GGGAGAUAAUCAAAGGUUGUCUGCUAUCUUUCAGCCAGGACAAACAGGAUGAUAUAAAUUGGAUUUUGUAGAUUUUUUUUUAAUUUAAGGGUGACAGUGGCUGUGUAUCUAUCUGAUUACCUUUAUUUACUUAAAAAUUACAAUGCAUGAUUUUUAAUAAAGUCAGAUAUCAUAGAAAAUUAGUAAGCAAAUUGAGGGUCACAGAAAAUAAUUUAAUUGCUGAGAAACGUGACCAUUCAACAGGCAUUUUUAUAAAAUUUAAUUCCAAACAUGUCCCAGGUUGACAAGACAAAACGAGUUGGAAGAUGGUAUUUUGGAGGAGUUGCAAGUGCCAUGGCAGCUUGUUGUACACACCCCCUUGAUUUGAUGAAGGUGCAUCUACAGACCCAGCAGACUAAAGUCAAAGUCACCACAUUAAUAGGAAGACUGUAUAAAAGUGAUGGUGUUUUAGGAUUUUACAAUGGAUUGUCAGCAUCUGUCACAAGACAGCUUACAUAUUCAAUGACCAGAUUUGCUAUAUAUGAAACUGUGAAGAAAAAUUUAACCAGUGAUGGGAGUGUGAUGCCACUGUAUCAGAAAGUAGGUGUGGCUGGUUUUGCAGGGGCCACUGGAGGAUUUAUAGGGACACCACCAGAUCUAGUCAAUGUAAGAAUGCAGAAUGAUGUGAAACUGCCAAAGGAGCAAAGAAGAAACUACAAACAUGCAAUUGAUGGUCUGAUCAAGGUGUACCAGGAGGGAGGUUUGGCAAGGAUGUUUAAUGGAGCUUCUAUGGCCAGUUCAAGAGCUGUCCUGGUGACAGUGGGUCAGCUUGCAGGUUAUGACCAGAUAAAACAGCUGUUAAUAAAGAGUGGAUACUUCAAGGAUAACACAGUUACACAUCUUACUUGUAGUACUAUGGCUGGAUGUUUGGCCACCAUGCUGACAAUGCCAUUAGAUGUCAUGAAGACCAGAAUGAUGAACAAUCCAUAUCCUAGUAUCUUAGCAUGUGCAGUUGAUAUAGCAAAGCAAGGUCCUAUAGGAUUCUUCAAGGGCUUCUUUCCAGCAUUUGUGAGAUUAGGACCACACACAGUGUUCACAUUCAUCUUCUUUGAACAAAUUCGACAGAACUUUGGAGAUGACCCCAAGUAAACUCCUAGUCAACUGAAGAAACAGGAUUUAGAAAUCACAGUAUUACCUCCGGUUUUAAAAUAAGCUUGCUUUAAUAAGUUGAUUGUAUAAUGUUUGUCAAAUUUUAUGUAAAACGGAUAUGAGGUGUGAUUUGGUCAAAGUAUGCAUUCCUAAUUGCGGUUCUGUAAGUUCUGUAAGAUAUGUUUUUAUUUCUAUGGGUAAAAAUUAUUCCAGUAAUUGUGCCAUAUAUACAGCAGCAUUCUAACAGAAAAAGCAUUUCAAAAUCUUUCAUCUAAUUUAUUAUGUAAUUGUCAGUAUGAUUGAUAAUGCUAUUUGAAUUUUGGUUUCAUCAGUAAACAUAUUAAUGUUACAUUGAAUUGUCACCAGGUUUUAUGUAAACUUUUUAAUUUUCUCUAUACAAAUCAUAUACAGAUUUUGAUUUUAAGCAAUUAGGGAAAGCAACGUUUAAAAUGGAAAACUUUUAAUGUUUUUUUUUCAGAAUUAUUUUAACUAACUGUCAGGUAUAUUUGUUUGUUUAUUCAUUGUAAGGUCUAUGUGCAAUCUGUCAUCUCAUAUUUAUCCCAUUUUUUAGCAAUCCAGUGAUAUACUGUAAAUUCAGAAAUUAUUGCAUGCAUUUAUUAUUGGAAUUUUUGAAGAAUGGACAUAAAAGUGAGAUUGAUUAUUGUGAUUUCAGGCAAAUAGGCAUACAGAUAUAUGUAUCAAAUUCAGAAUGUGAGUUCUUCUUAUUGCGAUACUCACAUAGUGCCAUUAUUCUCAUUAAUAAAAACCUUGCAAUAAUUUCUGAAUUUACAGUUACACUUUUUUCAAGAUAGGUCAAUAUUUUUGAUAUUAUCUAUGGGCAGUAUACAUGUAUUUGUCUUAGUAUUCAUUUUUAUUUGUAUAUGCCAAUCUGAUGUUUUUCCUUACCUUCUGUUUAUACACCAAUAAUUCAUGUAAGAUUUAUACAAUUUACAUAGUGGGGAAUUUAUAAACACAAAAUUUGGUGAGAUUAUCAAACAAGCAAAUCUCCACCAUGGACCAAAUAAGAAAUUGAUUAACCUUCAACAAUGGAAAAAAAAAAUUUUGGGGGUAAUUAUAAAAUAUUUCAGUAGAUAAAAUAUAAAAAAAUUAAAAAUAACUUACUGCUUAAUUAGUUGCAUGUAGUAAUUUAGUCAUAUAUCAUUCAUUUCAAAAGUUGAUUGCAGAUUUUGAAACACUGGAAUGUUUCUCUGAAUAUUUGUAAGAAUGUGCUUUAUGGCAAUCAGUUUUAUAAGUAUGGAAACUGGAUUGUCCAGUCUAAACAAAAAUUUGGCAAGGAACUGCAUAGAAAUGUUUUGCUUAUUGAUGCUUUAAGUUUGGUGUACAUGUUAAUGGUGUAUAACAUUUGACCUGUUGCAAAUUGAUGCUUUAAGUUUGGUGUACAUGUUAAUGGUGUAUAACAUUUGACCUGUUGCCAAUUGAUGCAAUUCAAAUUGACAGUCAUGGAUACAGUUAAAUUUGUUGUGACAUUUUACACAGCGGUAGACUGGUAAAUAUCAAAAUAAUGUCAUCUUGACAUUAAAAUAAUGCUGAUAUUGUAAUAUGUCCACUCAUGUAAAAAUGCAAGAAAAAAAAAGAAAACCAUUGGUGUUAAUCUUGAGGCAACCUCUCCUCUGCCAUGAACCGUCUUUUGCAAGAAAUCACAGAUGAUAACUGAUAGUCUCUUAAUUUUGUAUUUUUAAGUGGAAUGAUAAUUUAGAAUAAGAUGUUUAAACAAAGUAUGAUAUGCUGUUAAUGUAAGUGUGAAGAAAGAUAGUUUUAUUGGACUUUAUGUUUAAUAUAUUUAUAUGUCCCUUUUAAUUGGUAUGCUAGUCAUUGUUGAUUACAAUUGUUAAUUAUUGCUACAGUAAAAAUGUCUGUUUUUACUCUUUUAAAAGUCGUUAUAGGCAUAUUUUGUAUGUUGGUGAUUAAAAUAUUUAAUGUGUGAUAUGAUAAGAAUGUUUUAUAUUUUGAUUUAAAAAAAAAAGACUUGAAAUAAAACUUGACUAGAACAUAGGAUUUUUUUCUCUUGACAAUCUGUUAUUUUUACAUCCAUGUCUGAAUUUGUCUAACCCGAAUAAUUUAGUCCCUCCCAGUGAUCGACUCUCCCACUUGCGAGGGCCUGAACUCUUUAUACGAUAAAAAUGCGUCACGAAUCCAGGAUUUUGAUUGGUGCUUUCUGUGAGAGAGAGCCAAUCAGCUAAUAUCUUAAUGUUAUCGAGAUAGAUAAAUCCAGAGCUAAUUCCGAAUGAUUAUUUGACGAUUUUUUAUUGACUAGGCAUUCAGGUGUUAAUGUAGCCAUCAUAGAGCAGUGGAAUAUAACGACUGAAUUAUUCGGGUUAGAAUUUGUCUUGAAAUGGUGUUCUUGUCUUAAUUUAAGAUGCAUGAUGUAAUAUUCUUUUCACAUUCAAAUUUCCCUAGUAAUUGGAUUGAAUCACACAGAUAUCAUAUAUGACUGAAUUCUUAAGUUUUAUUUUAAAUGUUACCUACCUAUGGCAUUGCAAGUUUAAGAAUCUUCAAAUUUUAAUGUCAAUGUGCCAAUGUGAUAAUUUUAGCAAGCUUUAAGCAAGUCACAGUGACUGCGACCUUGAUAUGCCUUUUAAGACUUUUUGUUGGCUUAUUUUAAUAGCUGUUUCUGUAUUACAAAAAUGUCCUUAACUUGAAGGUCAUGUCGUGCCUAAUAUUUUUUCAUUAGUCAAAAUAGAAAGGUGGAUUGUGUAAGUGAUGACAUCAUUUAAUUUUUAUAAGUAAUCCUGUAAGGUUAGAUUUAAAAACCAUUUGCAAUUGAUGUAUUGUUAUGCAAUAUCGUUUGUUACCUAGAUAUUUUCAAACCAAACCCAAUGCUAAUUUUGUGUCAACUUUUUUUAUUAGUCUAUUUACUGACUGUGCAAGGGAUUUAUAGCUAGUCAAGAUUGUCAAACACUCCCGUAGUAGUAGUCUAUUUAGUUUAUUGACUGCAUGUUAAUGCUGAUAUCCAUAUCCAUAGCAAUUGUUAAUAGCAUGUAGGGGACAUUAAGUUUGUCAGAUUUAUAGAUAAAAUAAUCUUUAAAGAUUACAUUUGUUUAUUGAGUUAUAUAGCAAAAAACUAAGCUUAAAUUUAUAGAUUCAACAGGUUGAUCCUGAUAGAAUACUUUUAGUUUGUUUUAUAAAUUUUAGUAAACAUCUAUUGUGGAGAAGGAAUUACAAGGGUGUGCCAUCUUCUUUAGAUUCCUUAUUUUAUAGUCAUUUAUCUUUUAUCACACAUAUAUAUUUAUAGUUCACUUUAUUCAGAAUUUUUUAGAUGUCAAAAGCAUUUUUUGCAUUUAUAAUGUCAGAUUUAUCAAUAAGAAUUGGUUUUAUUGGAAUUUUGCUAAUUACUUUUGGUAAUUCUGUACUGGAAAAACAAGUUUAAAUUCUUUUUAUGGAGUAUAUUUUUCAAUUUUUUUUAUUUACAUUGUAUUAGAAAUUUCUGAAAAUAUGUAAAAAUUGUGCAAAAUUACAGCAAGAACAGAAAAUGGAAAAUAAACUUGAGGAAGUAUUUUCUGUAAGAUUGUGAACAUUUUCACAAUGGGAAGUAACUCUAUAUUCCUGAGAAAUUUACUGUUAUAAUCAAGUUUUAUUUUAAUUUUGUAAAUUUUGUAUACAGAUAAUAUUGCUUACAGGUAAUUGGUUUUUUAUCCAUGUUCAGAAAUGAUAAGAUUAAACUUGCUAACAUUUUUUCCUAUAGCUCUCCUGUCUAGCAUAAAGAAAUCUGUUUGUAUAAAAGAUUUGCAUAGAAUAAGUAUUUGAUAGAAAGUUAAUAUACUGUACUAUUUUGUAUUCAAGUGAUGAAGUUUACCUUUAUUUGUUUAAUGUUAUGCAGCCAAGCUGUAUAUAUCCAUGCUGAACUUAUAUUUUUAUCUUAUAAAAAGUUAACG
Messenger RNA from Mytilus californianus (California mussel), 5021 nucleotides. RefSeq names its product mitochondrial dicarboxylate carrier-like. Gene Ontology annotation, molecular function: sulfate transmembrane transporter activity; thiosulfate transmembrane transporter activity; succinate transmembrane transporter activity. NCBI's taxonomy places the organism in Eukaryota, Metazoa, Mollusca, Bivalvia, Mytilida, Mytilidae. Gene Ontology annotation, biological process: malate transmembrane transport; succinate transmembrane transport; phosphate ion transmembrane transport. The transcript has 9 exons. Bases 271 to 1128 code for a protein of 285 amino acids. The record is from RefSeq and is a predicted model, not a curated record.